Molecule: messenger RNA, 2242 nt
Organism: Ceratotherium simum simum (southern white rhinoceros)
Lineage: Eukaryota; Metazoa; Chordata; Mammalia; Perissodactyla; Rhinocerotidae
Source: RefSeq, a predicted model, not a curated record
AGGGCCUGCCUGGCGACACUCCCCUUCCGCAGCUAUAAGUGCCUCGGCGGGCGCUUCUUCCCAGACUCGCGCCGCCGCCAGACCGUCCAGCCGCGCGCAGCCUUCGCCAUGGAGCAGCUGAGCACAGCCAACACCCGCUUUGCGGUGGACUUGUUCCGCACUUUGAAUAAGGACAAUCCUACUGGAAACAUCUUCAUCUCUCCCUUAAGCAUCUCGUCAGCACUGGCCAUGAUCUUCUUGGGGACCAGAGGCCGUACUGCGGCACAGGUGGCCAAGACUCUUCAUUUCGAUACUGUUGAGGAGAUUCAUUCAAGAUUUCAGAAUCUGAAUGCUGAUAUCAACAAAUGUGGAGCUUCCUAUAUUCUGAAACUUGCUAAUAGGCUAUAUGGAGAGAAAACCUAUAAUUUCCUCCCUGAUUUCUUAGCUUCAACUCAGAAAAUGUAUGGUGCUGAAUUGGCCAGUGUGGAUUUUCAGCAAGCCUCUGAAGAUGCAAGGAAGGAGAUAAAUGAGUGGGUCAAAGGACAGACAGAAGGGAAAAUUCCGGAGCUGUUGGCUGCAGGUGUGGUUGAUAACAUGACUAAACUUGUGCUGGUGAAUGCCAUCUAUUUCAAAGGCAACUGGCAGGAGAAAUUCAUGGAAGAGGCCACGACUAAUGCACCAUUCCGACUGAAUAAGAAAGAUACAAAAACAGUGAAAAUGAUGUAUCAGAAGAAGAAAUUUCCAUACGGCUACAUCAAGGACCUUAAGUGCCGUGUGCUGGAACUGCCUUACCAAGGCAAGGAGCUCAGCAUGAUUAUCCUGCUGCCAGAUGACAUUGAGGACGAGUCCACGGGUUUGAAGAAGAUUGAGGAACAAUUGACUUUGGAAAAACUGCGUGAGUGGACCAAGCCUGAGAAUUUGUAUCUUGUUGACGUCAGUGUCCACCUGCCCAGGUUCAAGCUGGAAGAGAGCUACAACCUCAACUCCCCCCUAGCCCACCUGGGCAUACAGGAUCUCUUUAGCAGUGGCAAAGCUGAUCUGUCUGGCAUGUCAGGGGCCAGAGAUCUUUUCAUAUCAAAAAUUAUCCACAAGUCCUUCGUGGAAGUGAAUGAGGAGGGCACAGAGGCGGCGGCCGCCACAGGAGGCUUUGCUACCGUUGUCAUGCUGGUGCCAGAGGAAAAUUUCAAUGCCGACCAUCCAUUCAUUUUCUUCAUUCGGCACAAUCCCUCAACUAACAUCCUGUUCUUAGGCAGACUUUCUUCCCCUUAGAGACUGUGGAAAUACAAGAAGUCUCUUAAAGCUUAGAGCUUUAUUACCUGCCAGUAUUAUUACCAUUACUUUUAAUGGUGACAAUUUUCAUAUUUCUUUACCAAUAAAACUAAUAUCCCAAAGCAAAUCUUUAAUUUCCUUUGUAAGUUCAGCUCUGUUGGCUAUUUACACCCAUUAACUUUGGCAUGGGUAUCUAUUUUCCUUUUUUAUACUUAAAAAAUCCAGUUAUUGCUUUUGGAUGCAUCAAGUUAAAAAAUAAAAACAAUAAAUCAGAUUUAUAGAUUCUUGACAAUGUAGUAAUCUAUGAAACUGCUAUACUCUCUUGAUAGUGGUGGGAAACAUUAGAAUACUGUAAUUUAUUUUACAGAUAGAUUUUUGGAAGCUAUAAUAGAGAGACACUCUGAUUGUUGAAGGAAGGCUUAAAAACAGAUAUUCAAUUGAAAUGUAGGAGAGCACCCCAGUUAAGGCCCGGGUUAUGAAGACAAACUUGCCUUGGCCAACGUUUCUAACCCUUUGUUCUGCAGGAUUAGUAUUCUAAUACAGCACUCCAGUUUCAAACUAUUAAAUUAAAGAGCGACCUGGUGAUAACCUGCCUUCUCUUUUUUGUUUUCCUUUAUCCUACCUGACAUGUAGUUUGUGUGGGAUCACAUGGUGUUAAAAAGUGGGUGUCCUAUCAUAAAAGAUACCAAGAAAUCACAAAAAGAAAAAUGUGGUAGGAGAGACUGUUAAGCAAAGAGGGUUCACAAAGAUCUCACUGUUAUCCAGCUUCUUGCACAUUUUCUGAUAAAGGCUCUUGCCUUCCAUUGUCUGGUAUAGGUUAUCACGCCAAUGCGAUGGCUUUAUGCAAUGCUGUGGUGGGAGAUGGGGGGUUCUUUGAUUAAUAUAAACCUUUGUCAAAUGUACUCCUUGAAUGGGGCUUGAAAUGCUGCAUUUUCUUGCUCCCACAAAGCUGGUGGGCUGGUUAAUAAAGUUUCCUAAGGUUUUGCAAGCCAGA